Molecule: messenger RNA, 2530 nt
Organism: Patiria miniata (bat star)
Lineage: Eukaryota; Metazoa; Echinodermata; Asteroidea; Valvatida; Asterinidae
Product: peroxisomal acyl-coenzyme A oxidase 3-like
Exons: 16
Coding region: 52-2157 (701 amino acids)
Biological process (GO): fatty acid beta-oxidation using acyl-CoA oxidase; lipid homeostasis
Cellular component (GO): peroxisome
Molecular function (GO): FAD binding; fatty acid binding; pristanoyl-CoA oxidase activity
Source: RefSeq, a predicted model, not a curated record
UAUUCUUGGUGAGCGAAAUUCUGCCAGUAACCAGUAAUCUGCUGACUAGCAAUGGCGGCACGUAUGGCAUCACGAGUCACGACCGUCCCCGAUGAUUGGGACUCGCUGGUACCCGACCAACCCACCGGUCCCCUGGAUGAAUACAGGAAACGAGCAUCCUUCAACUGGAAGGCAAUGAAACUAAUCGUGGAUGGGGAAGAGGCUGUCAAAUUUAAACACAAUCUGUGGUCGCUGAUGGAGAACGAAACGGUCUUCCAGCAUCACUAUCACGACGUGGCCCUGGCUGAGGACCGGGAGAUCACCCACCUCCGGCUCAAACGCAUCAUGGAGCUGAACAUCCUGCCUAUCGAGAAACUGAUUGAGAACAUCACCCAGAUGCAGUGGAUGGUGGACGGCAUGGGAGCCUACGACAUGUCGCUGUCUAUCAAGUACCUGCUCAACUAUCAGGUGUUUCUAAGCUCCAUUGUUUCUCUUGGCAAGGAGCAUCAUCUCAGAUAUGCUGAACAGUCACAGGCUUUGAAGAUCUGUGGGUGCUUUGCCCUGACGGAGCUUGCCCACGGUAGCAACACAAAGGCCAUGAGAACUACAGCGACGUUUGAUCCUAAAACGCAGGAGUUCAUCUUGAACACCCCAGACAUCGAGGCCGCCAAGUGCUGGGUGGGUCUGAUGGGCAAGACGGCCACUCACGCUGUCCUGUACGCCCAGCUCUACACCCCUGACGGGGUGUGUCACGGCCUUCACGUCUUCAUCGUCCCGCUGAGGGAUCCCAAGACCCUCCACGGACUGCCUGGGCUCGUGGUGGGGGACAUGGGCAAGAAGAUGGGACUGAAUGGUCUGGAUAAUGGGUUUGUCAUUUUCGAUAAUUAUCGCAUUCCAAAAGAAAAUCUACUCAAUAAGAUGGCCGACGUGUCUCGUGAUGGCAAAUAUAUCACACCCCAUAAGGAUCCCAGCAAGCGCUUCAGUGCUUCAUUGGGCUCUCUGUCAGCAGGUCGUAUGGGUAUCGCCAGCGUCGGUGUGUGCAAUCUGAAGAAAGCCAUGACCAUCGCUGUCCGUUACUCGGCCGUCCGGAGACAGUUUGGACCCACGGAUGACGGCCAAGAGAUCCCAGUCAUUGAAUACCAACUGCAGCAAUGGCGGUUGAUCCCGUACAUAACAGCCAUGUACGCUCAUCACAUUUUCGUCAACUACUUGUUUGAAAACUUCCACGAUUUCACCAUGGUGACGUUGUCUGGCGAGACAGAUGAGAGACAUGCUGAGAUGGGUAAGGAGAUCCACGCCCUGACGUGUUCCAGUAAGUCACUGACGACGUGGACGGCCAGGGACGCCAUCCAAGAAGGCAGAGAGGCCUGUGGGGGACACGGCUUCCUUUAUGCAAGCGGCUUUGGCCAGUUGCGUAAUGACCACGAUCCCAACUGCACCUACGAAGGUGACAACAACGUCCUACUGAUACAGACAAGCAACUAUUUGAUGGGAUUUGCCCAGGCCAAGAAAGAUGGUGAGACUAUUUCCUCUCCUAUGGGCUCAGUGGAUUUCCUGAAUGACAUGGAUAGCAUCGCCAAACAGCGCUUCACGUACACCAGGGAACAGGACGUCAUGAAUCCUGGAGCGGCCCUAUCUGCCUACCAGUGGUUGGUCGUGCACUUGCUCAAUGAGAGCAUUGCCAAGAUACAAGCAGAGAGCGGAAAGGGGAAAGACGCCUUCACCGCACGGAAUGACAGUCAGGUCUACUACUGCCGGUCGCUUGCCAUUGCUUUCAUCGAGCAUGCUGUAAUCGACACUUUUUACAAGUUUAACCAGAGGAGCAACAUUGACCCAUCAGUCAGAGAUGCCUUACAGAAGCUCUGCAGUUUGUAUGGUCUCUGGAGUCUUGAGAAACACUCAGCAACACUCUACCAAGGGGGUUAUUUCUCCGGCAGCGGUCCAGCCCGUCUGAUCCGUAACGCCAUCCUGACUCUCUGCUCUCAGCUCAAAGAUGAAGCCGUGGCUCUUGUUGACGUCUUCGCUCCGCCCGACUUCAUCCUGAAUUCCCCCAUAGGCGCCUCUGACGGACAGGUGUACAAGCGUCUGUACGCCUCCUUCCUGCAGACACCAGGUAGUCUGGAGAGACCCCAUUGGUGGAAGGAGUUUGUCGAGAAACCAGUCAUAGCAAAGUUGUGAGUAGCAAGGUAGGUCCAGAAAUACUAGCUACUGUUUGCUUAAUUUCCUCACUGGAUUUAUGCACAAUGACAGCGACUUUGAGGCAGGCGCGUAGCCAGGGUUUUGUUUGCCUGUUGCAAAAUAGAAUUUUCGUCCCGUUAUCCCAUUUUCGCCAUCCAGAUUUUGCUUCCGUCAAGUGUCCCGACUUUGCUUUAAAAAUCACCACCCCGUUGAAAUCUGCCUCUCUGCACCCCCUGGCUACGCCACUGCUUUAAGGACUCCUAGCUUUGUGAUGGUAUCGGUAUGGAGUCAAGUCCAUCACAAGUCUGGUCAAAAGAAAGUCCCAAGUCCUUUCAUCACAACUCACAGUCGCAAGUAACAGGGGAUGAAUACU